AUGUUGGCGUUAAUCCUUGGAGUUGUGACAAUUUUUUUGUACUACUGGUGGAAAUGGACUGCAAAGUUGAGGCGUUUGAAGGCUACAACAAAGUUACCUCCAAUAUACCCCGGAGCACUGCCAAUUCUUGGCCAUGCGCACUUGCUUGUUGGAAAUACUACACACCUUUGGAAUAUUCUGAAGAAGUUUACCAUGGCCUCGCUGGAAAGAGGGGGUGUUAUGUGCGGUUUCAUUGGAAGUGAUAUAUAUUAUUUAAUAUCAGAUCCAGAAGACAGCGUAACUGCUGCAAAUGCGUGUUUGCAAAAACAUUUCGCUUAUGAUUUCGGAAAACCUUGGAUGGGUGAAGGGCUUGUAUUGGCUUCAGGUCCAACCUGGAGACGUCAUCGUAAACUCCUGAAUCCAGCAUUCAAUCUUCAAGUACUCGACAGUUUUCUGGGAGUAUUUAAUGAGCAAGCCAGAAGACAAGUCAAACAUUUCGACGCUGAAGUCGGACGAGGUGAAUUCGAUCAUCUCGCUACCUUGAAGUAUAUAGCUUUAGAGACAGUGUGUUUAACGGCUUUUGGAAUCACGGCUGAUGAAGACAAGGAAUUUAACAAAUUAUAUAUGCAUUCAGUAGAUCAAAUCUUGAAUAUCAUUGCCUUGAGGUUCCAGAACUUUUGGUUACAAAGCGAAUUCAUCUAUAGUUUUACUGAUCUAAAGAAACGCGAGGAUCAAGUCGUCAAAGUUUUGAAUGCUAUGUCUAAUACCGUUAUUAAAAGAAAAAAAGAACAGCUAAAAACUAUACCACGUGCUGAAUGGGAGGAGCAAAGAAAAACUACAGGUAUAAAAUGCAAAGCUCUGAUGGACCUUCUGAUUGAACUAUCAGAAGAGAAUACUCUAACUGACAAAGAAAUUAGAGAAGAAGUUGAUACGGCAAUCGUAGCGUCAUACGAUACUACUUCCUGUCUUUUAGCUUAUAUCAUGAUGCUAUUGGGAACGUAUCCUGAAACUCAAGAAAAGAUGUAUAAUGAGAUGGUUGAAAUAUUUGAAGGCACAGACAGAGAUUUGAUGAAGGACGAUUUACCGAAGAUGGUUUACACUGAUGCCGUCAUCAAAGAGACAUUGAGAUUAUAUCCGACUGCACCUGUGGUCUUACGAUACGUUGACAAAGAUGUACAGCUGAAGGAUUACGUGAUGCCUGCUGGCAGUCAAUGUGCGUUACUCAUCUACGGUGUCCAUUACCAUCCCAGCUGGGGCCCAGAUGUUGAAAAAUUCAGGCCGGAGCGUUGGCUCGACCCUAACAAUGUGCCAAACCCUAACAUGUUUGCUGGAUUCAGUAUUGGGAAGAGAGCUUGCAUGGGGCGAACAUUUGCAACUUUAUCCAUGAAGACUACUCUCUCUCACGUGCUCCGACGGUUCAAGAUCACAGCAGACAUCAGCCAGCUGAAACUCAAGAUCGACUUUUUGCUCAAACCAGUCUCGGGGUCAUUGAUUAGCAUAGAGAGGAGAGACUAG
Messenger RNA from Arctia plantaginis, 1494 nucleotides. The record is from the annotation of a GenBank genome assembly. Lineage: Eukaryota; Metazoa; Arthropoda; Insecta; Lepidoptera; Erebidae.